This is a messenger RNA of Trichoplusia ni (cabbage looper), 2553 nucleotides long. RefSeq names its product ATP-dependent RNA helicase SUV3 homolog, mitochondrial (gene Suv3). Gene Ontology annotation, cellular component: mitochondrial degradosome. Gene Ontology annotation, biological process: mitochondrial RNA 3'-end processing; RNA catabolic process. The transcript has 16 exons. Gene Ontology annotation, molecular function: hydrolase activity, acting on acid anhydrides; ATP binding; RNA helicase activity. The record is from RefSeq and is a predicted model, not a curated record. NCBI's taxonomy places the organism in Eukaryota, Metazoa, Arthropoda, Insecta, Lepidoptera, Noctuidae. Bases 93 to 2480 code for a protein of 795 amino acids.
UAUUUUGGAGUAGGUUAAAAAAAAACAACAGCGGGAAUGACAGCCGAGGAUAUAAAAUUUUUAGUCAAUUUACUUUUUGUUUCAUAAUCAAUAUGUACAAAGGAUUCACAAGAAUACUGGCUCUUUACUGUGCAGACAAAGUUCAACCAUGUGUUCCUCCUAUACUUAGAAGUAACGUGUUAGGCACGCGAAAAGGUGGUCAUAAUAUAGGUUAUAUUUUCCUUAGGGGUAAGAAGUAUGAUCGUGGUAAUCCUUCGGCAUUGUUCGUUCCCAUACCCGUUAAACCGAAUCCGGAUGACAUAAACGUUGGUGAGGAGUUCACGGGCCGUAUUAAGAAACAAGAUCUUCUAAAGAUUCUCAACAAAUUCUACCAGAAACCAGAGAUCAGAGAGUUGGCUGCUGAGAAUGGGCUAGAUGAUCAGCUGUUGCAUCAGGCUUUUUUGUCGUUCCGAAGACAUUGCUUAGAACAUGACCUGCCUCCUGAUUUGCACAUAACCAUAAGUGAUAUUAUACAAGGUGCUGGCCAUGUGGACGACCUGUUUCCAUACUUCUUGAGACAUGCAAGACUUGCAUUUCCACACCUUGACUGUUUGGAUGAUCUCAAAAAGAUAUCUGACCUAAGAACACCUGCUAAUUGGUACCCUGAAGCCAGAGGAAUGAACAGAAAAAUUGUAUUCCAUGCUGGACCUACCAACUCAGGCAAGACCUAUCAUGCGAUGGAGAGGUUUCUAUCAGCUAAGUCUGGUGUCUACUGUGGACCCUUAAAACUAUUAGCAACAGAAAUAUACCAUAAAUCUAAUAAACAUGGCACACCUUGCGACCUUAUAACAGGGGAAGAAAGAAGGCACGCGUCACUCUACGCCACGGUCGCAAAUACUGAGGAUCUCGAAGUUGCGACCACACAAGACAGACUCUUAGGAUUAGACGCGUCAGAACUUACCCCCUCCACUCAUGUAGCGUGUACAGUUGAGAUGACGUCACUUAGUAAUACAUAUGAAGUAGCCAUUAUUGAUGAAAUUCAAAUGAUUGGCGACAGGGGACGAGGGUGGGCGUGGACAAGGGCUAUAUUAGGACUACAAGCUGAAGAAAUACAUUUAUGUGGAGAACCUGGUGCAAUACAUCUCAUAGAAGAAAUAUGUAAUACAACUGGUGAAAUAUUAGAGGUACGCACGUACAAAAGAUUAACAGAACUUAAAAUAGAAGACUCAGCUCUGGGGACACUGGACAAUGUGAAGCCUGGUGACUGUAUAGUGUGUUUCAAUAAAAACGACAUUUACAGUGUAAGUCGAGCCAUAGAACAGAGGGGGCAAGAGGUUGCGGUGAUAUACGGUAGUCUGCCGCCUGGUACGAAGUUGGCACAGGCUAACAAGUUCAAUGACCCUAACAGUUCGUGUAAGGUCAUGGUUGCGACAGAUGCUAUAGGCCUUGGAAUUAAUCUGAGUAUACGCAGAAUAAUAUUUUAUUCACUAAUUAAGCCAGUAGUGAAUGAAGACGGAGACAAAGAAAUGGAUAUUAUAAGUAUAUCACAGACCCUGCAAAUUGCUGGUAGAGCAGGGCGCUACGGCAGCGCGUGGGAGACGGGCUACGUGACAACGUUCAGGCCGGAGGACCUCGCCACGCUGAAGACGCUGAUGUCCAACCUGCCCGAGCCCGUGGCACAGGCAGGCCUGCAUCCCACGGCCGAACAGAUGGAACUGUACGCCUAUCACCUACCUCACGCUAGCCUUAGUAGUUUAAUGGACAUAUUCGUCCACCUGUGCACAGUGGACGACUCACUAUACUUCAUGUGCAACACAGAAGCGUUCAAGUUCCUAGCAGAGAUGAUCCAACACGUGCCUUUACCACUGCGAGCGCGCUACGUGUUCUGUUGUGCACCGAUCAAUAACAAACUACCAUUUGUUUGUGCUACAUUCCUUAAGAUGGUGCGUCAAUACAGUCGCAACGAGCCGCUCACUAAGAACUGGCUCGGCAACGCGGUGGACUGGCCGCUGCCCGCACCGAAGACCAUCAUGGACUUAGUACAUCUCGAGUCAGUUUUCGAUGUACUCGAACUUUAUUUGUGGUUGAGUUACCGAUUCCCUGACAUGUUUCCCGACGUGAAGUUGGUGCGAGAUAUGGAAACUGAACUAGAUGCCAUCAUACAGCAAGGAAUAUUCCAAAUAACUAGGCCCUACCGAGAACCUAAAACAUCCACAGGUUCGCAGUUUCGAAGCACGAAAUCCAACGAUAGUAUCUCAGUUACUCGCAGGUUGCUAAGAAACUCAGAGCAAGUACUACGAGACGACCCCUCAAUGGCCGCCGUGAGCAACAAGCGACACACGAGAGCGCUCAAAUCAAGUGAUGAUUCGAAAGGAAAACUUUCAGAUUUGCUUGUUGCUAGGGGUUUAAUAACACCACAAAUGUUGAAGAAACUCCAACAAGAGCUUACAAUUGAAAAGAAACCAGAAAGAAGUAGAAAUAAUAGAAAUAGGAGGAAAUGAAGCUUUAAAUUUUUGUAAAUAGUCCAACCAACUUACUGUAAUAAACAGUUCCAGUGACUUAGUUACAAUAAGA